Aureobasidium subglaciale EXF-2481 is the source of this 2554-nucleotide messenger RNA. RefSeq lists its product as uncharacterized. The record is from RefSeq and is a predicted model, not a curated record. Bases 82 to 2187 code for a protein of 701 amino acids. Gene Ontology annotation, biological process: DNA-templated transcription; regulation of DNA-templated transcription. NCBI's taxonomy places the organism in Eukaryota, Fungi, Ascomycota, Dothideomycetes, Dothideales, Saccotheciaceae. Gene Ontology annotation, molecular function: DNA binding; zinc ion binding; DNA-binding transcription factor activity, RNA polymerase II-specific. The transcript is spliced from 2 exons.
CGUUGAUGGACAAGCCAAAUCCGUGAUGAAAUGAUAUGCUGUCACAGAUAGGCUCAUCACAGGCUCUAUCGAGUCGCUACUAUGGAGGCUCAUGCCACGCCCAAUUCGACACCCGGAUCAGUUCGUGUCAGACCUCGAACGUCACGGGCUUGCAACGUUUGUCGAGCUCGAAAAGUCAAGUGCGAUGGCAACUUGCCAUGUCGAAAAUGUGCAAACAGCCAUGUCGAUUGCAUCUAUCCCGGUACGGUCAAGUCGCGGUCGGAUGGUAGUGUCAGAUCCCUCGCGCCGAAGCCUUCACAAAGGCAACAACCAACGGAAGCCGGCACGGAUCAAGCACUGCAAUCAAAUACACGCACGUUCGAUGAUCCAGUCACCAACAAGAAACAGCAAGAGCUGAGGGCUGGAAUUGGUGCUUUCGAUCGAAAUACGGAUGCCUACCAGUUCUACGGUCCUUCGUCCCACUUUUCAUUCGUGCAACGCUUGUAUCAACGUAUCAAGCGUCAAAGUAAUGCACCGCUGAACGUACCGCCGCAAGUACCAGAGGGCCUUCGCAAAUGGGGCAUUGAACGUCAAAUAUUCACUCAUGGCGAUGCCUCGUCGCGCAAGAGCACCAUUCCAGAUGGUAAUUUUCUGCCAAAAGAGCUAGGUGAAGCUUUCAUUUCGGCUUAUUUCACACUUAUGCACCCUCAAGGCCCAGUACUCGUUGAAUGCGAAGUCCGACAGACCUGGGAUCUCCUCUGGGCUGGUCCAGCUCUGACGUCAGAACAUGACAGAAAGUUCGCGAAGGAGAAAUCGAUCCUCUACAUGGUUCUAGCCAUUGGUGCGAGAUUGACCGACCCUGGUGACGACUCACCCUCGUUAUUGGACGAUUGGGCCGAACAUUUCUACGAGCGUGCUGGGGUGCCCAUAGAGUCUUUCGAGGAGACGUCUCUUCUCAACACUCAUCUUGUAUUGUUGAGGGCACUCUACGCAAUGCAGAUCGGUAGGCCUAAUGCGGUAUACUUAUACCUUGGCCAUGCCUCACGUUCUGCCAUGGCUCUAGGUCUCCACCGUGCUCAGGUAGUCACGGGCAACGAUUUGUUCCUGAAUCGCCUUAGGUUGACAUUCUGGACGAUAUUCUACAUGGAGCGCAUGAUGUCGAUGUUCACCGGCAGACCGUCUUGCUUUCUCGACGAUCUGAUUGACGCUCCAUACCCAGAUGAUCUUCUGCCUACACACGGUGCAAGUCAAAAUGUGGAAUUCGCAUACAUACGUGCCAUGGCGGAACUUGGUAAGGUCAGUGAGCGGAUCAUGACAGGCAAUUACUCUCCAACUAGGACCAAAAAAGUCUCCGAUCUGACAGAGGUUAAUCGGUUGAACGGCGAAUGCUCAAAGGCAUUGCGUGACAUACUUGACACAUUGCCCUCGUAUUUGCACUUCUUCGACGACACUACACCCACUGGAAAUGCCUGGCAAGAAGUGCAGCGUAGUUGCAUUGGGGCGACUUACCACGUCGCUUCUAUACUGAUCAAUCGGCCUGCACUAGUGUAUGUUACAUUCUUCGAAUCGAAACAACAAGCCCAGGAUAGCAUUGGUGAUCGAAUCGACAUUCAGCGAGACAUCAACCUUACUGUCUCCUCAGCGAAGAGUCUGAUUUCUCUGGUCCAUGACAGUUUCUUCAACCGCUGUCCUGCAAUGAGAAGAGAUGGAAAUAUGGUGUACUUCAUCGUCUCUGCCUGUCUUGUUCUUCUCUUCGACGUCCUCGACACCGAAACAACGCCUGCUCACGCGAAGGAAGUGUUCCAGGCAGUAGAGAAAGGUCUGAAGUGCCUAGAUCGAGUCGACCACAUUGGUUCCACUACCGGUCGAGCAAUCAGUCUAGACGUCAUGAAGAUCGCGAAAGACGCUCUGAAGUCCACAGAACCUACGAGUCAUCUGGGAUCGAAUUUGAUGGAGUCAUUCACCUGGCUAAAUAAUGAGAUGUUUGACCAGACACCUUAUGACUCUGCAGGCUCUUGGCUAUAUAACUCACUAGAGAUGCCGUCGUUCGACUAUAGUAGUGUUGGUAUGGUUGAUCCGUUUGGACCUAAUGUCGAUCUGACUGCACCGACUGAUCCGAAUCAAACGGUGCUCGAUAUGAUGGGCCAAGGGCUGCAGGUCGCAGAUGGUAGUUAUAUGCCUUCGUACCCAGCACCGCAAGGUCCCUAGUCACAGCGAUGCUAUCGAUAUGUAUCGGGGCUUAGUCAAAUAUGAUCGUAUGGGUUCGCCGGUCGAGUAACGCAAGAUUAAACCCAAUAAAGAUUUUCGGCGCAUCGCGUCGCGUUGCUAUGCCUCUCCUAGAUGGCCGCCCAAUAGAAUUGCGUGCAAAAGCAACUGCUGGAAACAGUUAGGCUUGCGAGCAUAGUAGAAACAAGGAGUCGUUGCUUGUCGGAUCGCAUGGUUGUACCUAGGUGUCGAGAUUUGGUGACAUUGAAGAUGAGGGGAACCUCGGUGUAGCCGAACUUGACAGUUGAUACUCCAUAGCCAGUCACCCUCAACUAAUGAUAAAAUCGAACUUCACAUACUCGUACGAAGC